CUCGAUACCUGCCAUCUGCCAGCAUCUCCUCUCCUCUAUCCGUCGCUCGCGUUCUCCCUUCUUUUUAGGUUUUGUGAACUGGGGUUUCGAUUCACUCGGGCAUAUCGUGCACCAUGGUCGCCUGUGCCGUCAGGAUGCGCACUCCCAGCGCCAUGUUUCUGUCCAAGGGUUUCCCCAGGCCCCGGAGCGUUUACAGGCUGAAAGAUGCCGUGAAGCCCCAGUUGCCUGCCCUAUCCGCUCUUUCCCGUUUCUAUGCAUCGAAAUGUAUGUCGCGGUUCCAUCAACUUCGCGGGAGACUAUCAAGCACGAGGCCCCUGACAUGUUGAAAAUCACAGCGUUCCCCCCACACACCCUCAUCAGCAUGCCUGCAUUGUCUCCGACAAUGUCCGCUGGAAACAUCGGUGCAUGGCAGAAGAAGGCUGGUGACAGUCUCAACCCCGGUGAUGUCCUGGUGGAGAUCGAGACCGACAAGGCACAGAUGGACUUCGAAUUCCAGGAGGAGGCUACUCUGGCCAAGAUCCUGAAGGAAACUGGCGAGAAGGACGUCCCUGUUGGAGCUGUAAGUACCUUGCUUCUGACAUGAGUAUUGUGAUGGUAUCCUGUCGUUUGCUGACCGAUCACACAAAUCAGCCUAUUGCUGUCAUGGUGGAACAAGGAGCGGACACUGCUCCAUUUGAGUCAUUUACCCUGGAGGAUGCAGGUGUCGAAAAGCCUGCACCAAAGACGGAAGAGCCGUCGCAGCCUAAGGAGGCUACUGAAGCCGCAGCUCCGGCAGAGCCCGCACCCGCUGUUGAGGAACCUUCGACCGGGGAUGAGAAACUUCAGCCCAGUCUCGACCGGGAGCCUAAUAUCAGCGCCGCUGCCAAGCUACUGGCUUUGGAGAAGGGUGUUCCAGUUAAGGCUAUCAAGGGCACUGGACGCAAUGGCCAGAUUACCAAGGAGGAUGUUGAGAAGUACAAGCCCAGCGCCCCUGCUGCUGGACCAGCAUACGAAGACAUUCCCCUCACAUCGAUGCGCAAGACGAUUGCGUCCCGCCUCCAGCAAUCUACCCGGGAGAACCCCCACUACUUCGUUUCAGCCACACUGUCAGUGAGCAAGCUCCUGAAACUCCGCCAAGCCCUUAACGCAUCUGCCGAGGGCAAGUAUAAACUGUCUGUCAACGACUUCCUCGUCAAGGCUUGUGCUGCUGCUCUUUUGAAGGUCCCUGCAGUCAACUCCAGCUGGCGUGAGGAGAACGGCCAGGUUGUCAUCCGUCAGCACAAAACCGUUGAUAUCAGCGUCGCUGUUGCUACCCCCGUUGGUCUCAUCACCCCUAUCGUCAAGAAUGUGCAGAACCUUGGCCUAGCCAGCAUUUCGAACACAAUCAAGGACCUUGGUAAGCGUGCCCGCGACAACAAGCUCAAGCCCGAGGAGUACACUGGCGGUACCUUUACUAUCAGCAACAUGGGAAUGAACCCUGCUGUUGAACGAUUUACUGCUGUCAUCAACCCUCCUCAGGCUGGUAUUCUGGCUGUUGGCACUGUCCGCAAGGUUGCGGUUCCCGUUGAGACAGAGGAGGGUACAUCUGUUGAGUGGGAGGACCAGAUCGUUGUCACUGGCAGCUUUGACCACAAGGUUGUUGACGGAGCUGUCGGAGCUGAAUGGCUCAAGGAGCUUAAGAAAAUCGUCGAGAACCCCUUGGAGCUUCUACUAUGAGCUCGUUCGUAGCUUAGUUCUGCCAAUGCUGACAACCUCGAUGGCGCCGGCCCUACUGUAUUUAUGAACGGUGUUGAUCUUUUUUAGCCUUGUCUAAUGUGUAUUAAACUCAUCUUCCUUUUUUUAUACAAUGUGACAUUCAGCAUUCCUUUGUUCC
Molecule: messenger RNA, 1852 nt
Organism: Monascus purpureus
Lineage: Eukaryota; Fungi; Ascomycota; Eurotiomycetes; Eurotiales; Aspergillaceae
Source: the annotation of a GenBank genome assembly